AUGGCGUUAAAGCGGCACUUCUCUCGCGUCGGCUCCGCCGAGCGCUGCACAGAGACCAUCUUCACUGACCACCAACGACAGGUGUGCGAGUACGCGCUCGUCUACGCGGAGAAGAAGAACGACGCUCGACGGCGAAGGGCGUACUCGGUCUCCUUCACCGCCACGCAGAACGGCGACGUCAUCGUCCAGCUGCACCCGCACUCGCAGCUCGAGCACGCUGAAGCGCGGGCGGCAGCAGAGGGCCGCACCAGCGGCCGCGCCCAAUCUGGACCCCGGCUCGACAAAAACGCGCUCUCAGCGCGCGGCGGCGGGCCCUCACGCCAGUCUCGCUCUCCCUCACCGGACUCGCCGCCCGCCAAGCGGGCUUCCUCCGCCGACUCGUCCGGCUACGACACCGAUUUACCGGACGAGGUGCAGCAAGAGGCUGUACGCAAGGUCUGCGGCGCGCUCGGCAUGAGGGAGCAGUUCGAGGCGGCGAUGGCGGCGGGCGAGCUGCUCGAGAUGCUCGAGAGCUUGCCGCGAGGGGCGGUCGAGGCCUCCGUUCGGCUGAUGCGCGGUUACAACCGCACCCACGGGCGAGUGGCCAGAGCCCAUUCUCACCAGCCCUACCCCGCAGCGCGGCCGCUCGCCAAGCCCCGUCGAUGA
Molecule: messenger RNA, 645 nt
Organism: Emiliania huxleyi CCMP1516
Lineage: Eukaryota; Haptophyta; Isochrysidales; Noelaerhabdaceae
Exons: 2
Coding region: 1-645 (214 amino acids)
Source: RefSeq, a predicted model, not a curated record